CUUUGCAAUCGCUGGCUCCGGACUGCGCAGAGGCCGCUAGAGCGGCUGAAGGGCGGCCUGGGGCGGGGCUGCUUCUCGCCUGCUCCUAGUGGCGGGAGGAUCAGGUCCCGGGCUCACCCGACGUCAUCCCCCCAAUCUUCUCUGGCGCUGGGAUCACCGCCACCAAGGAGAGACCUGGUGGUAUAUGGAUAGGAGGCCAGAGGAGCGAACGGAGCAUGCUAGGAAAAUGCCCCCGUCUUUGGUUCGAGAACCCCUAAUCUCCUAGCAACGGGCUGCGGAACUUCCGCAGACACCAAGGUUUUAAAACAACGGGGGGAUGGCAUCCACUCCUACCAAGAAUGAGGAGACAAAGAGCAACAGGCAGUCUCAAGGUGCAUCCUCCUUGAGUGGAGGGCGGAAGGUUUCAUUAUCCCGUUCUGAGGAAUUCCUGACCCGGAUCAGCACAGAACUCACAGAUGAGGCUUUGUUAAUGGCUCGCUGCUACAUGAACCAUGUGCCCAUCAAGGAAAAGCAGACACGAGACCGAGGGACUCAGAUAUCCAAACACGUGUUCUUUACCAAGACCCGAGGCACAGACACCCGCUCCGACAGAAACCAUACCCGCACAAAGGCACACCUCCUGCUGUGCCCUCGUGAAAAGGGAGCUCUUCCUAACAGCUUGACAUCUGCAGGAUGAGCCCAACCCUCUUUGGUUCUGCUCCUGGCCUCUCACACCCUCCCUAUUUUGUCCCUCUAGAGCAUGCCUCAAAAUUCCUCUUUUGCAACUCGUUAAACACUUCAGUUUGGGGGGGACCCCUGGUCAUGAGCAAUAUCACCCCUGAAGCCUCCGAAGUGAUCUGGAACCAUCACACGACUCUCCACCCUCCGCUGGCAAGGACAUCACCAAGAAUAAAAGGCUUUAAUAAAGGGACAGGAAUCCGCUCCUCCCCCCAACUCAGGCAGUGCUCUGGUGUGGCUUCUCUGGGUGGAGCUGCUAGAGGAGGGGCUUUUUUUUCCGGCCAGAUGUGGAUGCUGGGUGUGGGCAGAUUAUUGGAAUGGUUUUAAUUCAGGCAGUUAUCUAUCCACCUGUGGGCAGAGUGUAAGCUCAUGGCUCCAAACCCAUUCUCCUAGCCAAACUUUAGCACCUUAAGGUUUGGGCCUGUGACACUUCGGAGAGCCCACUCUUGUUCCUCAGGAGCCAUCUCUGCGACCACUGUAGACCCUGAGUGAUGGCCUGUCCCCUCGAAGGCAGUGCAAUAGGCUUUGUGGAGUUUGUAUUUAAUGUUCUUUUUUUUUUUUUUUUGUGGUGGCUGAUCAAACCCCUGGACCUUGGUGUUAUCAGUACCGCACUCUACCCAAUUAAGCUAACCGGCCAGCUCUGAAGUUUGCAUUUAAAUCCCAGCUUGAUCACGUAUUGGAGUCUCCUGAGGAAUUCACAUCUCUGAGCCUCAGUUUUCUUAUCUGAAAAAUGGGAAUAAUAAAUUGUCCCUGUCUCACAGGGUCCUUG
Cynocephalus volans (Philippine flying lemur) is the source of this 1486-nucleotide messenger RNA. RefSeq names its product putative protein T-ENOL. The transcript is spliced from 6 exons. The record is from RefSeq and is a predicted model, not a curated record. Lineage: Eukaryota; Metazoa; Chordata; Mammalia; Dermoptera; Cynocephalidae. Bases 317 to 676 code for a protein of 119 amino acids.